AUGCGAAGCGAGACGUCCCUGGCAGCCGCAGGAGCUCCCAGCCCUUCGACGGGGCUGGUCUCCCGCCUGCGCCGCCUCGUGAACAUGGAGUCGCCACGCGAGACGGAGGACGGAACUGCCGAUGGCAGGGGCCGAACAGGUCCGCCAAGGGCGCUGGGCACCAGCAUGCUGAGUAUGUCCCAUCCGUCUCGAAGCACAGCGAAGGCUCAGCUGGCAGCACAAACGCAGGCGAUCAUGAAGUGCCACAAGCCACGGAGUGCGGCACUGCAGGUGAUGCCGAAAGCAGCCAGCACCGAGCCUUGGCGUCCCGGAGCGCAGGACGCGGUGCCUGAGCCGGAAGAAUCGGAAGGAGAUUCUUUGCCUCCGGAGCUUUCAUUCGCAGAGGAGGACUUCUUUCUCACCGAGAAUUGA
Durusdinium trenchii is the source of this 411-nucleotide messenger RNA. The record is from the annotation of a GenBank genome assembly. Lineage: Eukaryota; Dinophyceae; Suessiales; Symbiodiniaceae.